AUGGCCAGGUUCUUGGCCCGUACCUCAGUCUUGGAUGACUCCGUCAUGCGACUGGGCACGGCCCACCCCAUUCUGCGCAUCGGCUACUUCCAAAUGGGCUACAACGCGCUGCUGGACACGCCCGACUCAGGCACACGCAACUUCACGUUCAUCUGCGACAACGCUUUCCUCGGCAACGGCGCCAACAUCGGCCUGUCUGGCUUUGGCGAGCUUGCAGGCCCCGGUGCCGCUGGCGCCAACAGCGGCGCCUCCUACGGCGGUCCCGGCUCAGGCCCACAGCGCAGCGAGGUGACGUACGGCUCCACAAUGUGGCCAAGGUCGUAUGGCAGCGGCGCCAACGGCGUUGCACGCGGCGGCGGCGUCAUCAGCUUCCACGUUGCAGGCGAGCUGCUUCUCAACGGCGAACUUGUGGUGAAUGGCGACUCCGCGAGCACUGGCGCGGGCUCUGGCGGUUCCAUCCUGAUCGAGGCGGACGUGCUCAAGGGCCACGGCUCCAUGACCGCCAACGGCGGUCGGGUAACGGGCGCUGGUGCUUACGGUGGCUCUGGUGGGCGCAUCUCCGUGCAAACGCCCGACCAGUCCCAGUUUGCGGGUGAGUUCCGUGCUCUCGGUGGCGGCGGCUCAACGUCAGCCGCGACUGCUGGUGCGCCAGGCACGAUCUACAGGGCACAGCUGCUGUUUGGCAUUCCCACGACGUCCAUGGUCUUCCGCAACGGUGGUGUGCGGCCACAGCUGCCAACCUCGUUCAACGUGGGCAGCACUGCGUCGACAGCGGUGGAUGUGUUUGACCUGAUCGAAGCCGCAGAAGUUUCGUUUGAAUGCAGCACCACUGCCAAGAUCAUCCUGCGUCGUGUCACUGGUGAUGCAACUGCUCGCGCGUAUGUGCGUGAUGGCGUGUCUCUGUAUGUGGCUGCUUCGCGCGCCGCAUCGAGCCGCCCGCUCUCGCUUCCGAGCGCAUUUGUCGUUGAGCCCUCAGCUGAGCUGGUGCUUCCGCAGCGGGUGACGGUUCCGGACACCUCCGUGUCGCCGACCCUGGACCUGCAAGGUCUGCUCACAGGCGGUAAUCAGAUGGUUGUCAGCAACGGUGCCACAGUGCGCUUCCGCCGCACAAGUCACACGGCCACGGGCGAGGGCGCGGGCUCAUACACGUUCAUCGAUCCCCCGGGUCAGCUGUCAUUCCGGUACUUUGAGGUUGCACAGGAUGGCCAGGUUACCAUUGAAGGAGAUGCCGAGGACGGCGCCUACGACGGCGUGCAAGGCAGCGACGUGCCCUCGCAGCGGCACACGCGUGUGGCUGAUACGGCCAUGCACUUCUCCGCUGUUGACUUUUUGCUCACUGCAGGUGGGCAGAUGGAUGCGGGCCAUGUCAUCUUCACGUCAACCACGUUCACUGUUGGCUACGGCGCUGUGCUCUCCGCCACGGGCCUCGGCCAUGCCUUUGGCCAAGGCUUUGGCGGUGGGCUCAUGCUCGGAACUGGCGGCAGCUAUGGUGGCGCAUCUGGGCCCGUGUCCGGCACACAUGUCAACGAGCACGGCUGCGUGUACUGGGCGGACCGCUUCGGCUCUGGCGGCGGCAACACCAACGGCGGCCGCGGUGGCGGUUUCAUCCGCGUGGAAACGCAGGAUGCCAGCAUUGAUGGCAGAGUUGCUGUCGAUGGUGCCCAUGCUGGUGGUAGCAGCGGCUCUGGCAGUGGCGGCUCCUUCUACAUGCGUGUGUCGGACACGAUGCACGGUGUUGGUACCAUCUCCGUCGCUGGCGGCGACGCCACGUGCUCCACCUGUGGCAGCGCGGGCAGCGGUGGCCGCAUUGUGAUUGAGGUGGCAAAGACCAACCACUUCCAGGGCAGCCUGCUCACCCGAGGUGGCAGCGGGCGCCUCGGACACGGCGCAUCUGGCACGGCGUAUGUCACGUCGCAGCCCACCGGUUAUCCGUUCCGCCAGCUGUUCCUGGAGAACGCCAAGCGCGACACGGACCCCAACCGCGGUCCACAGUACGCGCUCUUCAAGUACAACCCCGAGCUGAAGAAGAUCGCCCCUGUUUCGCCACACCGACACGUGCGCAUUGACCAAGAGAACAACGUGGUGCCUCAGCCGGCGCUCAUCAUGGACACGACUGGCGACUUUAUCGACUUUGACGAGAUGACUGUGGACGGGUAUGCCAAGUUGUACUUCUACCACCCCGAUGAUCAAGAGCAUGUGACGAUUGUGGGCCACGAGGUGCGCGGUGAUCGCACUGGCAUCAUUCGCGUGCGGUCGAACCAGCGCUUCUUUGUGGAAGUGGUGGUGGCUGCAGAGAACGUGCACGAUGCGCCCGUGACGUACUACGUGGAUGAGGACGCGGAGCUGCUCAUGCCGCCCAACCUCAUCUUGCGCGGUGAGGACCUGAUCCUUGAAGGGCGCCUGACCAAUGUGGAGCACCUCUACGUUGAGAGCGGCGGCGAGUUUGUGUGUGACGGCCAGUGCCACACAGCCCUGUUGACCCUGGAGAAAUCCAACGACACAGUGGUGAUUCACGGCAUUGAGUACGAGGUGGUGGAGACGUCCAAGUCAUUCUACCCCGAAGACGCGUACCGCAGCCUGCAGGACCCGCACAGCAUGAAGUUCUCUACCGUAGAGGUCAAGAACACGGCGACGCUCAACAUCAAAGUGCCCAACGCGGAUGUGGAGGUGGCCGACUUUGACAUCCGAUUUGGCGGCCUCGUGCGCAGCAACACGCAGGUGCUCACGCUGAACAUUGGCGAGUCGUUCUUUGAGCACACGGGCCGCCUGGUUGCUGAUGGCAGCGGCUACGGCGCCAACACGGGCCCGGGUGCCAGCUCCGACACGGGUGACCGCGGCUGCGGUGGUGCGUAUGCCAACGUUGGCGGUCGCGGUGACUACUGCUCCAGCCUUGGUUCCGUGUAUGGCUCUGUGUUUAUGAACUCGGGCCGCAUGCCUGGAUCUGGCGGCGGCGGGUCCAACGCAGGCGCUGGUGGCGGCCUGAUCAACCUCCUGGUUGGCGGACGACUGCAAGUGGACGGGAUGAUUUCCUCCAGCGGCGGCAACGGCGGCAGCUACAGCGGUGGCGGUUCUGGUGGUGGCAUCUACGUCAAUACGGAGCGGCUGACUGGCCACGGCGUGAUCCAGGCCAACGGCGGAAACGGUGGCGCAUACUCCGGUGGCGGCUCUGGUGGCCGCGUGGUGGUGCACAUCACGGCGCACGAGUUCAGAUGGGAUGGCGCUGUGACGGCGUUUGGUGGACGGUGCGGCGGCGCGUCGACUGACAACGGCGGCUGCCACACUGACACGGAGCACGGCGGUGUUGGGUCCGUGUAUGUGCGCUCGCACCCUGACGACGGCGCAGCGUUCCACACGCUGAUUCUGGACAACCGCGGGCGCAACCGCAACACGUAUCCGUUCGUGCUGGAUGAAGGCCAGGUGACCUUUGACCACCUGCACAUGGUGAACAAUGCGCGCUUGCAGUUCAGCACCAAGACGACGCCCUCUGCCCCCGCGUUCUUCAAGUCUGUGACUGGUGACCUGACUGGGCUCUUGUAUGUGCAGUCUGGCCGCGAGGUGCACAUUGGCGGGCGCGAGCUUGAGGCGUCGUACCCAGCCGUGGACAUGACAGUUGAUACUGACGGCCAGCUGGAGGGUACGCUGCGGUUCUUCGUGCGAGACACGUUCAACGUGCAUGGCAUGCUCUCUGGCGUGCAGUCGCUCUACCUGCUGCCUGGCACCCGCAUGAACAUCAACGGCGGGCGCACGACGUGCUUGGAAGGCACGUGCUCGGCCGCGGAGCGGAGCUGGAUGGACAACAACUACAUGUUCAAGGACCUGGUUCUGUACAAGGGCGCUUCGAUUGUUGACUCAAACAGCAACGGCAACACCAAGUCGCUCGAACGCGUGAAGGACAUCACUGUCCUGCAUGCAGACAGGCUGCACAUGCAGUAUUCUUCCUCCGUGACGGCGUCCACGAUUGCCAUCUGGACACGUCAGGCCAAGGUUGACCAGCGAGCGAGCCUGUCCACAAACGCCCGUGGGUACACAGCGAAAACUGGUCCAACAACACCGACAGCACCGACUUACGGAGAAUACUGCGCCAGCAGCGUCGCUGGUUCAUAUGGCGGGCGCGGUGGACGCGGAAAGCACGGCAAUUCGUAUUGCGGUGUCGAGGCUGGUGAUCCUUAUGGCCACGCAUGUUACCCUUACCAUGCAGGAUACAGCGAGGGCGGCGGUGCGGUGCAAAUCAUUGCUUCCACGCGCCUUGAGUAUGAUGGAAGCGCCUCCUCAAACGGAGGCUCCGGCCAUAGCGGCAGCGGUGGCGGUGCUGGUGGAAGCGUCUGGUUGGAAGCAGACUACCUCGAGGGCCACGGCACCACACAGGCUCGCGGCGGCAAUGGCGGCUACCACAGCUGCUACCUUUGCACACCAACUUACGGCGGCGGUGGUGGCGGUGGACGAGUCUUCACCUCCGCGUUCCAUGAAGCAAACAUUGACAUCCAACAGGGCUAUUCUGUCGCUGGCAGCCCAACCUAUGACGACGGCGACGACGGCUCGCAAUGCGUGAAUACCGCCUGCAGCGGCCACGGUAGCCUUGUUGCCGGCCAAUGCCAAUGCAACGCAGGCUGGGCUGGUCUGACAUGCUCCUUUCAAGACUUUUGCGAGGCCAGCAACGGCGCCCUCAACGCUGCGGGCGAGUGCGUGUGCAAUGCCGGCUGGUCCGGCUACCGCUGCGAGUACCAGUGCGAUCGUGACUCGACAUGCAACGGCCACGGCGAGUGCAGCCCGCUGGGCCAGUGCGUGUGUGACCCGUGCUAUGGUGGCCAGUUUUGUGAACAGGAGUGCAGUGGCCAGGGCCAGUGCAUCGCUGACCUGUGCCGCUGCAACGCAUGCUUCCACGGCCAGUUCUGCGAGAUUGAGUGCAGCGAGCAUGGCACGUGCUCAAGCGGUGUUUGCGACUGCGACAGCGUGUGGUACGGUGAGCUGUGCGAGCUACCGGGCUGCCCCGGCCCCGACCGCAACUGCAACGGCAACGGCGCAUGCAACGCCUACCUGCACCAGUGCGUGUGUGCCGUCGGCUGGGCGGGCAUCGACUGCUCCAUCCCAGACUGUCCUGGCGAGCCCGACUGCCUCGGCCGCGGCACCUGCAGCCCAGACUUUGCCGACACGCCGCGCUGCAUCGACUGCGACGAGGGCUGGAUGGGCAUCGGCUGCAACGAGCCCUGCCUGCAUGGAACAGAGACGCCCAAAAACUCUGGCACCUGCGUCUGUGAGCCUGGCUGGGCCGGCGAGGGCUGCAACCGCGAGUGCUCCGGCCACGGCAAGAUCAACGCCACCACUGGCGAGUGCGUGUGCGACUUCCUCACGGGCUGGCGUGGGCCCCUGUGCGACAUCCCGGGCUGCCCUGGCUACGGCGUCGACUGCACGGGCAACGGCGAGUGCAAUAACGCAGACCACACGUGUACCUGCUACCCCGGCUGGCGCGGCGUCGGCUGCCACAUCCCAGACUGCCCCGGUGAGCCCGACUGCCAUGACAGAGGCACGUGCGACUCCACCAACUACGACAUUGUGCGCUGCGUGGACUGCGUGGGUCCCUGGAUGGGGUACGGCUGUGACGAGCCGUGCGUUGCCGGCACGGAAACCCCGCCAAACUCGGGCAUCUGCGUGUGCGAUCCCGGCUGGGCCGGCGUCGGGUGCGAUGCAGAGUGCAGUGACAACGGCAAGUACAACACCGACCUGAAGCUCUGCAUCUGCACCUACGAGAAAGGGUUUUGGGGUGACCUUUGUGACGUACCUGGCUGCCCAGGCAACGGCCCCUGUCUCCCAGGCAGUGAGGCAGAAGGCGUGUGCGGCUUGAGCGACGCCGAGCGCAUGCGUGUUGGCAAGUCCUGCUCGGGCAACGGCGAGUGUAACACCGCCGACGCCGUGUGUGAGUGCAACCCUGGCUGGCGCGGCCCCGGCUGCGAGACGCCAGACUGCCCUGGUGAGCCCGACUGCUUUGGUCGCGGCUACUGCAACUUCACGCUGCCCAAUCCCGUGUGCCAGAACUGCGAGCAGGGCUGGAUGGGCCCGGACUGCAACACGCCCUGCGUCCACGGCGUUCAAGACCCUCCCAACUCGGGCAUCUGCGUGUGCGACCCUGGCUGGACAGGCGAGAGCUGCAACCUCGAAUGCAACGGCCACGGCACCAUUGAUUCCGCCACCAAGACCUGCGUAUGCCACUACCUCUCCGGCUACUGGGGCGAGCGCUGUGACAUCCGCGGUUGCCCGGGCAAUGGGCCCUGCAUCGGAGGCGAGACGGCAGACGGCGUGUGUGGCCUGAGCGGCGUGGAGCGCAUGCGCAUUGGCCAGUCGUGCUCUGGCAACGGCGAGUGCAACGCCGCUGAAGCGAGGUGCGACUGUGAACCCGGCUGGACGGGACCCGGCUGUGAGACGCCAGACUGCCCCGGCUCACCAAACUGCUUUGGUCGCGGGUUCUGCAACUACACGCUGCCAACACCGUUGUGCCAGGACUGCCGUGGCCCCUGGAUGGGCCCUGCCUGCAACGACCCGUGCGUCCACGGCGUCCAAGAUCCCCCAAACUCGGGCAUCUGCGUGUGCGAGCCCGGCUGGGCAGGUCGUGGCUGCGACGCAGAGUGCUCCAACCACGGCCGCAUUGUCAACGGCAAGUGCCAGUGCACGUUUGAGCUCGGUUACAAGGGCUCCCUGUGCGAGGUGCCUGGCUGCCCCGGUCUGUACGGCUUGGAUUGCUCUGGACACGGCGAGUGCAACGCUGCCACCACGGAGUGCGUGUGCAGCCCGGGCUGGGCCGGUAUUGGCUGCCACAUCCCAGACUGCCCCGGCACGCCAGACUGCAACGGCCGCGGCUUCUGCAAUGCCACUGCCCCUGGACAGCCCACGUGCCAGUCUUGCGAGGACGGCUGGAUGGGCCCGGCCUGCGAGCAGCCCUGUGUGCACGGACACCAGGAGCCCAUGGACUCUGGCUACUGCAAGUGCGACCCUGGCUGGAGCGGCCGCGGGUGCGAUGCCAUGUGCUCUGGCCACGGCGUCAUCGUCGACGGCAAGUGCGACUGCUACACAACAGAGGUUGGCAACUCGUGGCGGGGCGAGCUGUGCGAUCGCCCCGGCUGCCCUGGCGAGAACGGCAACUGCAACGGCCACGGCGAAUGCAACGGCGCCACCGGAGAGUGUGUCUGCGACGGUGCAUGGCGCGGCAUCGCCUGUGAGGAGCCCGUGUGCCCCGGCAACCCGCCCUGUAACAACCAAGGCACUUGCGACCCGCUGACGCAGCAGUGCCAGUGCAACAGCAACUUCACGGGCCCAGAUUGCUCGCUGCCGUGCGUGCACGGCGCCUUUGCCAACCAGACGGCGGGCUGCGUGUGCGAGGACUGCUACACGGGCAUCAGUUGUGACACCGUGUGUGGUGACCACGGCGACUGUGUCAAUGGCGUGUGCCAGUGCGACUUUGACCUCGGCUACAGCGGGCCCGGCUGUGAGAUUCCCGGCUGCCCCGGCUCCAGCAGCACUGUGCAGGUCAUCAACGGCACGCGCACGGUCCUGCAGCGAGGCGUGCCGCUGGACUGCAGUGGCCACGGCGAGUGCAACGAAGCCCUGUUUGAGUGUACCUGUGAGCCCGGGUGGAAGGGCAUUGGCUGCGACACGCCAGACUGUCCCGAGGACUGUAAUGACCGUGGCACGUGUCGCCCAGUCGUAUUAGAGGAUGGCACUGUCGAUGUGCGCUGCACCGGCUGUGCGGUUGGCUGGAUGGGCGAGGCCUGCGAUGAGCCCUGCAUUCACGGCCGCCAGGAGCCCAUGGACUCGGGCAUUUGCGUGUGCGAGCCGUGCUAUCACGGCGACGGCUGCGAGCUGCUGUGCAACGACUACGGCACCUGCCCGAGCACCCAGCAGUGCCUAUGCCACGCUGGCUGGCUGGGCGAGGGCUGCGACCAGCCGGACUGCAUCGGUGACCCCGACUGCUAUGGGCGCGGCACGUGCGAGGGCCUUCCCCGCGAGCAGCCGCGCUGCAUAAACUGCGACGAUGGCUGGAUGGGCAUUGACUGCAACGAGCCCUGCAUCAACGGCACGGAGACACCCAAGAACUCCGGCGUCUGCGUCUGCGAUGAGUGCUUCUCCGGUGCUGGCUGCGACAUCAUGUGCUCUGGUCACGGCACGUGCAACAACGGCAUGUGCGAGUGCGAGCGACGAGCGGACGGCCUGUGGCUUGGCUGGUACGGCGAUGACUGCAGCGUGCGCGGCUGCCCCGGCAUGAACGGCGAGAGUUGCUCCGGGCAUGGCGACUGCAACGAGGUGACCCAGGUCUGCACCUGCGACGAUGGCUUCCGCGGCGAAGGCUGCGAGGAGCUCGACUGCCCCGAUGACUGCAAUGACCGCGGCGACUGUGUGUUUGAUGAGGUCCUUGGCGAGCCCGUUUGCCGCAACUGCACGCAAGGCUGGAUGGGCCCGGCCUGCGAGAUCCCCUGUGUGCACGGCCACCAGGAGCCCAUGGACUCUGGCAACUGCAAGUGCGACGACUGCUUUUCCGGCUUCAGCUGCGACCUGGAGUGCUCAAACCACGGCACGUGUGCUGAAGACGACGACGGCAACGCGUUCUGCGACUGCGGUGUGCCUGGCGUUGGCUGGUGGGGCCCCCUGUGCGAGGUGCGCGCGUGCCCGGGUGUGGGUUCGCCAUGCACCGAUCACGGGCUCUGCAACGUGGCCACGCAAGAGUGUGCCUGUGACGCCGGCUGGAUUGGCACGGGCUGCCACAUCCCAGACUGCCCUGGCGAGCCAGAUUGCUUUGGUCGCGGCGACUGCACCGGCCUGCAAGAUCCGCCAGUGUGCACCGGCUGUCACCACGGCUGGAUGGGUCCAGCCUGCGACAUCCCCUGCGUGAACGGCACGCAGAUCCCCAUGGACUCUGGCAUUUGCGUGUGCGAGCCCGCCGUCUGCUUUGACGGCCCUAACUGCGACCGCGAGUGCAGCGACCACGGCGUGUGCGUGAAUGGCGCAUGCGAGUGCGACGAGGCGUGGUGGGGGCCCAAGUGCAACAUCAAGGGCUGCCCCGGCACGGGCGAGAGCUGCACUGGCCACGGCGUGUGCAACUCGGAGGAACAGCUGUGCUUCUGCAACCCCGGCUGGCGCGGCCCUGGGUGCGACAUCCCAGACUGCCCUGGCACCCCAGACUGCAACGGCCGCGGCACGUGCUACGCCGGCGUUGACCCGCCCAUUUGCCUCAACUGUACCAAGGGCUGGAUGGGCCCGGCAUGCGAGCUGCCGUGCGAACACGGUAACCAGGUGCCGAUGAACAGCGGCAACUGCGAGUGCGACCCAUGCUACACCGGUGUUGCCUGCGACAUUGAGUGCGGCGGCCUCGGCACGUGCGGGUGCAAACCCGGCUUUACCGGGACAUACUGCAACGACUUUGACUGUCCCAACGGCUGCUCUGGCCACGGCGAGUGCGUGUGGCCGGACGGGGACGCGCUGCCCUCCUGCGACUGUGACACGGGCUUUGGCGGCGAGGACUGUGCCCAGUACGUGUGCCCCGGCGAACCCAUGUGCUCUGGGCAGGGAGAGUGUGUCCUCUACUUCGAUAGCGUGGUUCCGGAAUGCGAGUGCUUCAACGAGAAGAUCCUUGGCUCACGCUGCAACCAGUGCAUCCAGGACUGGGCCGGCCCCAACUGCACGGUGUGGGAUGGGCCUCUGCCGCUUGGUUGCAACCUCACGCAGCUGGCAACAGCGACGUACCAGAUCAGCGGCAAGCAGUUCCUGGAAGUGCACGGUGUCAACGUGACCCUUGACGAAGCAAGUCGCACGUACGUUGACACCGCUGACCAGCCUGUCAACACCACGUUGCUCUGCACACCUGUUCCCGGCAUGGACAGUGCCAACACCACGAGCAGCGGCAGCAACAAUGGCACCUCGACGCUGAUGGACGGCAGCAGCGGCAACAACAACAGCAACAGCACGGCGCCCAACCGGCGGCGUCGCGCUGUGAUUGGGCGCGGCCACGCCUCGCAGGAGGCCGUGGCUGAGCGAAGCCGGCGCAGCUUUGUGUCGCCGGACCCAGCGCUCGGCAUUUCCCUGGACAACCUCCAGUGCCACUGUAAGCCCGGGCGCAAGGGCGAGUAUUGCGAGUUUAUCGACUGCCCUGGGGAGCCGGACUGCAACAGCCGUGGGCUGUGCCUGGUGAAGGGCAACAACACGUUCUGUCUGUGCAACGACGGAUUUGAGGGCGACGCGUGCGAGCGUUUGGUGUGCCCCGGCAUCCCUGCCUGCUACGGCCGCGGCCAGUGUGUCGUGCCGCCCGGAAAGGACGUGCCCGAGUGCGUGUGCGACAACAGCUUUGACGGCGACGCGUGCGAGCGCUGCGCCGACCGCUACACGGGCCUGGGCUGCGAGCGCUGCGAGGACAACUACAUUGGCUGGUCAACGAGGGGCUGCAGCGUGUACUGCGUGAACGGCCGCGGCGUUGGCGAGGAUGAGGACAUCUGUCAGUGCUACGAUGAUGAUGACAACGGACACUGGACAGGUGCCAGCUGCACCUACUGCCAGGAAGGAUGGGAGUACCCUGCCUGCACGCGCUGUCACGAGGACUACGGCGCCGAGGGCUGCGGCCUUCGCUGCAAGGCCGGGCACGGUGACGUCGUUGACCGCUCCGAGGUGGUGGCUGAGGACACCGGGUCUGGGUCGCAGGAUGACAGUGCUUCGGGCGACGUAUCGCUGUUGGCCUCGGAUGCGCGCCCGCUUGUUCCCAAGCUGGAGUGCGUCUCUCAGACGGACAACGGCGUUUAUGAGGUGUGGCUCGGCUACGAGAACUUCAACUCGGUUCCCCUCAAUGUCCCCAUCGGGCCGGACAACAAGUUUAUUGUGACGCCCGCGGCAACAGACCUGCCACCCUUCUUUGCUGAGGAGGGCACAUCAACCGCAGCGUCCACGGCAACGCGCACCAACGAAAACCUGGGCCAGCCAACCCGCUUCCGCUCCGGCCGCGUGCACUACGUGUUCAAGAUUGUGCUGGCCACGGCAACCGACAGCUUGACGUGGGUCCUGACCAACACCAAGGCCAACUUCCACGACAAGUACCUGAUCCUCCGCGUGGCAGAUGCACCGGCGUGCACGGGCACCAUUCCCGGCGACGGCGACGGCGACGGCGACGGCGGCUCUGACACCGGUGGCAGCACCACGACGCAACCAGACACUGUUGCGCCGACGCCCGCAAACGGCCUCGACGAGCCCGUGUGCCGCUGCCGCCACGGCUACUGGGGCGACACGUGCGACUUUGAGUGCCCGGGCGGCGGCAGCAACCCGUGCAACGGCCACGGCACCUGCAGCGCGACCACGGGCGAGUGCCAGUGUGAGCUGCGGUGGAGUGGCAUUGACUACCAAGAGUACCGCCCGCGCCGCGACCUGGACAGUGACGAGGACAACGAGAGCAGCAGCGCCGACAGCGACGCAUUAUCGACACAAGCAGCGCGCAGGCGCGUGCGCCGUGAGUUUGACUACACGUAUCCCAACCACCACGUACCAGAGCAGCAUCCGUCGACCAAGGCACCGUAUCGCACCAGCUGCUCGCGGUGUGCAGACGGCUGGAUUGGCUAUGAUUGCUCCGUGGCUUCGACCGAGCUGACGCCCGGGCGAGAGCCCUACCUUGCUGUGGAUGGCUUUGGCCACUUUGUGAGCAUGGACGGCGCUGCGUUCAACUACUACGCCUCUGGCGAGCUGCUUGUGUUUGACUCUGAGCAGCCCGAGCUGAAGCUGCACGUGCGACAGACGACGUGCCGCGGUGGAAAGGCGUUCUGCGUGACGGCGGUUGCCGUGACUGUGGGCUCGACGGUGUUUGUGCUUCGCGCGCCGUACGAGGACGGCCAGGCGGUGCUGAUGUGGUCUGGCGGCAGGCCGGUCGAGGUUGGCCUGGGAGGCCAGGUUGUUGAUUUCACCAUUGCCGAAGACUACGUGCUGCGUCGCUCCGGGGCGCACGCGUACACAAUUGUCAGCGAGGACAAGCAGAUUCGCAUUGUCGUGCGCGUGUUUGGACGCGCCCUCAGCGCGCGCAUGUACGCACCCGUGGGCAUCUGUAACUUUGCUGGCGGCAUGCUCGGUCACUGCGACGACACGCCCACCAAUGACUUUGUGUUCAACGCCGACGGUGAGUUCCUCGCGGACGUUGGCCAGGGCACCAUUGUCUCCACCAACCUGACGCAGACCAACAUCCACGAGCUGGUUGGGCCCUUCUGGGCGGUGACCCGCGCCAACUCGCCCUUUGGCGUGGUGUACGGGUACGCCGGCUACAACGAGCGGCGCGAGGAUUCCGUGGCAGGGUUUGCGCUGCACUUCAACGACACGGGUUGCUCCAGCAAGCCGCUGUACACGUUCUCCGACGCCGCCAUCACGCUCGAGUUUCUCGUGUUUGCCGAGGCGCACGGGGGCACGCUGCUGUCCUUUGCCACAAGCCACACGUUCGCCGUGGUGAACCGGCUGGUGUGCCUGGACAGCGUCACGCCGUGCCCGCCCGAGUUUGUCUCGGGGCAGCUCGUCAUCAUCUGGAAUGGCCGCCUGGAACCAGAUUUCGCUGGUGUGGCGCCCGUCCUCAACGGCCUCAACAACCUGCUGGAGCUGCACUACUUUGUGUCGCACCCCACCAUCGGCUCGGACGGCCUGCCACAGCCCAAAUCGUUUACGUUUGUGCUGGCCGGCAACCCGUUCCGCCCCGGUGGGACGCUGACGCUGGGCCAGUUUGGCCUCUCCACCAUUGGCGGCGACUCUGCGCCGGCAUCUGUCUUUGUCGGCUCCAUUGACGAGCUGCGCAUCUGGAACAAGCGCCUGACCGCGCGCGAGAUCUCCCGCACCUGGGGCACCAGUGUGCAGCCAGACGCCAGCGGGCUCGCCUCCCUGUGGAAGUUUAACGAGGGCCAGGGCGAGAGCGUGCGCGACAGCGCGUCCAGCAUUGACUGCGCGUCGGCGGAGUUUGACGCCCCUUGCCUCUACCUGCCACCGCGCAGCGUGUACCGCGCACCGACCUGGCGCUUCUCGGACGCCAACAUUGCCAUUGACAGCAUGUCGACGGGCAUUGACGCGCUGUACAAGACGUCGUGGACGAGCGUCACGCUUCGUAUCGAGGCCCAGCGCCGGUGUCAGGCCGCCUUCAACGCCACCUCCGCCUUUGGGGUCACGUGCCGCCAGCUGGGGCCGGCCAUCCGCCAGUACUUUGAGGACUCGUGCACGGCCGACAUUUCGCGAGGCGAGGCCCUGGCGCUCGGCAUUGUGCCCAUCGUUGGCUUUGCGGACAUGUGCCAGGCGUCCUUGGACGUCGUCACGACGUGGCCCGGCGCCUCGUACUGCCAGUCUUUCCCGCAGGGCGUGAUCCGCUUCCCAGACUUCUUCGGUGCUGCCUGCAGCCAGACGUGCUUCUUCGGCACCUUUGACGCGGCCUCCAGCUCUCCAAGCUGCGCGUGCCUUUCAGGCUAUUGGGGCGACUCGUGUGCGGGUGUGUGUCCGGGCGGUGCGGUGCACCCCUGCUCCGACCACGGGACGUGCCGGGUCACCUCGGGCACCUGCUUGUGCGAGCCCGACUGGCAGGGCGACGACCAGUGCUCCUCGUGCACGGCUGGCAAGUCUGGCGCAGACUGCUCCGUGUCUGACGUAGACCUGCCUGUGGUGCAGCUGCCGCUGUGGUCCAUCUUUGGCGAGGGUUACUUCACCAACCUGAUUGGCCGCUCCUUCACGUUUGAUCUGCAGGGCACGUUCCUCAUGAGCGCGUCCCCCACUGAGGCGUUUGAGGUGUACGCGCGCCAGGUCAAGUGCCUGUACUCCUCGGCCUCGUGCACGAACCAAGUGCGCAUUGUGAUUGAGGACGACGUGACCGUUGUAUUGGACGCGGACUUUGAGACGGCGGCCGUUGCGCUGCGCGUGGGCGGCUCCCUGCUCGACCUGAGUGGCUCGCUCCAGCUCGGGUACGGGUACAAGCUUGUUCGCGAGUCGCAGCGCUCGUACGUCGUCACCGGCCCAGACUUCCUCAAGGUCACGGUGACGCUCUCCGGCAAGUUCUUCAACGUUGACGGGCGUGUGUCCCGCGACUACUGCAGCGCGUCGCUCGGCAUCAUGGGCACGUGCACGGACGGCGGCAUUGUGCGGCGCAAGCUGCAGCCGUACGACGGUGCGUAUGAGACGUGCCGCGUGUCCGGUGCGAGCCACUGGCGCACGAUUGGCGACGCCGUGUUUUCGGAGCCGCGCAGCUGUGACUACGUCAUGCUGCGCACGCAGAACCAGACCAUGAGCGUCACGGCCAACGACACUGCUUCCUCGGAUGCGUUUGCCGUCUACGUGAAGCACGUGGCGUGCGGGGCAACGCAGUGCGUCGGCGGCCUGGCCAUUGAGGUCCCCGGCAUCCCCACCAUCGUGCUUGCAUCCGACACGAGCGUGCGCGUUGGCCGCAGCGCCGUGUCCUCCUUCCCCGCCGAGCUCAUCAACAACCACGAAAUCGUGCGCGAGGGCGCGACGGUCCUGGCCAAACUUCAUGCCAGCAAGGUGUUGGUGGCAUGGGACGGCUACGAGGCCGUGGUGAAGGUGGCGGAGGAUGUGUACGCUGGGGCCGUUGAGGGCGUGUGUGGCGGCUUCCCUGGGGUCGACCCUUUUACCAAGAGCGACGGCACCGUGGCAGGAACACAGGCGGGCUUCUUCAGCAGCUGGCAGACUGCUGACGCCAGCGACGCGCUGGGCACCAACCCAGCCUGCACCGAGCCCACGCGGCCCACACCGCCGGAUGCCGGGGAGGCGUGCGCCAGCAUCCCUGGUGCGGACGAGACGCUUGCACAGGAAGCAUGCUCGCAGCUGCUACCUGGAAGCGGCUUCUUCGAGUCGUGCCGCAGCAGCAGCGGCAGCAGUUCUACGCUGGACUUUGGCGCCCUCUUUGAUGCGUGCAUUGAUGAGGUGUGCCAGACAGCUGAGGAAACAAGCGAGAGCACGUACAAGCAGGCUGGGUGCACGUUUGUGCAGACGGUGAGCGAGCUGUGCAUCGCCGAGGGCCACACGCGCGACGCCGCUGUGGUGGAUCGCUGUGGCGUGUGCGACGGUGACGGUUCCACGUGCGCGGCAGAUGCGACCUGCACCGUGCGCGACGGCAUGCUCAUUGAAACCUUUGAUGAGCACGUGUGGCAGUUCCCCGGCAUGUGCACCUACGUCGUCGCCAAGGACUGCGAGUCCGACGCGUUUGAGGUGCAGGCGACGCUUGCGGCCUGUGGUGACGGCUCUCAGCGGUGUGUCGUUGGCGUUGCGGUACAAGUCUUUGACUAUGACACCGUCUCAUUCUACGUGAACGACGGCGUGUGGGAAGCUUUCGUUGGCACGGAGCCAUUCGAAGGUAUUCGGUUUGCGCUGGGCGGCAGCAGUGUGGUGUCACGUCUGUCGUCUGGCUUUGAGGUGGCUGUCCCAGACCUCACCCUGACGGUCACCUGGUCCGUUGUGACAGGCAAGAUCGCCGUUCAAGGAAGUGCUGCGUUCCUGGGCAAGCGCAUGUGCGGUCUCUGCGGCAACUUCAACGGCGUUGCCAGCGACGACACAAUUGUUGGGUUGAUGGAGGACAAUUCCCCGUACCUUUACGGGUCUCAACAAGUUGUUGGCUUCACGAGCCACCUGCUCAAGUUUGCCAACCGCACGUGCUCAGACGAAGAGGAGCCGCCUGCUGCUUGCAACUCGGAUGCUUGCCUUGCGCUCAGAGAUCGGUACGGUGCAUUCGCUGCCUGCCAGGCUGUCGUUGAUCCACAGCCGUACAUUGACGCGUGUGAAUCUGCCCCAUGCGAAAAUGCCCAUGCAUCAAUCUGUGCUACACGCGACGCAUAUGCCAACGCCUGCUUGGAGGCCGGGGCACCUAUCACGCUUGAGCCGAGCGCUACCGAUGUGUGCACGCCCUGCAGCAGCGAGCUGCCCUGUGCUGGGGAGGUUACAUGUGACUAUGCAUUCCGGGGCAUCUUCAAGUCUUUCUACCAGGAUGUCAGUGUUCCCAUGUAUCCGUCGUGCACGUAUCACCUUCUCUCGAUGUGCGGUGGCGAUAGCAGCGGCACCGUUCCUCUUGGAAUUGUCGCCAACUUUUCGAGCGCCGACAACAGCGUGGAGUCCAUCACCAUUUCCGCCGGCGAGGACAAGCUGUCGCUGUUUGUCAGCAGUGCAUCAGACGUCCCCGUCGCCACCUUCAACUCUGAACCACAGCGGCUUGCUGCUGGUCAUGUGUUCGGGUCACACAUGCACAUCGCAGGUAUCAGCGAUGAAGGUGUUGUCACAGCCGCCAUCCCAGAUGCGGGUGUGCGUAUUGUGUUCAGCAGCACGAACGUUCAAAUCAUUGCUCCCGAGCAAGGCAUCGGCCAUCAGGAUCAGGCAUGUGGCCUCUGUGCUUUGCCAAACACCCAGGCACCAGCACCUGAAGAUGUGCAGAAGCACGCAGUCACCGACGCGGUUUGCCCCACGUCUGUGACUGUGACAGAGCAGCAGCCGUGUGCAGCGGCUACAGCAGAGACACUUGCUGCUGCAAUGGAGUUUUGCUCAGCGCUCUCUAGCAAUGCAAGUAAACUGGCCUUUGAGGCCACGUGCCCCACGCUGGCUGCGCGCAUGGACGAUCUUGUACGUACAUGCAUCGAAUCCUUCUGCAGCGCAUCAGAGGCUGCGGCGUGCGACGCCAUUGCCCGAGCAGAGAAGGAGUGUGGUCUGCGACUGCCCACAGCCACCCGCGAUGUGUGUGGGGUAUGUGGUGGUGACAGCUCGUCAUGCAUCCUGCCAUACGUGAGCGCCUUCCGCGGCUCUUUCUGCAGUCUUGAUGGCAGGCUUGGCUUGCUUACCGAAUUUGACGCUACAACCACAGUCUUUGAGAAGAAAUGCGCGUAUGAGGUGCUGACCUUGUCUUCUUCUUCUUCUUCAGCGAGUUCUGCUACCGUUGGCAUCGAAGAUUCUCGCGCGCAUGUGCUGUCCAUCCAGACGCAAAACGGCGGGGCCGACCUGGCCAUUGCUGUCUCCGUACCAGCUGACAAUGGUGCGAACGACAUCAACACCAGUCGGAGCAAUGCGACGACGACAAUCACAGUUGAGGUCAGAGACGGCGGCAGUACUGUUCUUGUUGAUGGCUCUGAUGUGACUCUGCCCGCCAUGCUGGGCAGUAGCGACAUUGGGCUCGUGAGUUCAACGGGUGCCGUAACGCUGUUUGGUGGCCUGGUCAAGGUGAGCCUCACCUCAUCGCAAACGGGGUGGUCCAUUGCCGUGCAUGCCUCACUUCUGCCUGGCGCUGGAGCUGGCGCAGAUAUCACAUCCGCGAUGACAGACGUGCGUGUCAGCGGCGGCGUUUGCGCUGGUGGCAGCGUUGGGUCACUCCAGCGCCUUGGCGACGACGUUCUGUUUGUAUCACCGACGUGCAACGCGCCGGAGCCAGAGGACGCUGUGUGCGACAGCGCAGGUGCAAGCGAGCGUGUGCAGAGCAUGUGCAGCAUUGUGCUUGGAAGCGACUAUGCUCCGUGUAGAGAAGCAAUCAACCUCACCGCCGUGUACGAGGGAUGUGUUCGCGCCCUCUGCUCUCUACCGAGCUCGACGGCCGAUGCGGAGAUGACGAAUGAGCGCUGCAGCCGGCUAGCAGCCCUUGAGCAGCAUUGCUUUGCCAACAAUGUACAGGGCAUCGUCUCAAGUUUCGAUGUGUGUGGCGUGUGUGACGGAGAUGGCUCAACGUGCAACCUCGCCAAUGGCUGUAUGGCCUUGGACACCUCCGUGAUCACGUUCUCACCCGAUCCCCGCUACACGACAAGCUCCAGCGUUCUCAUGACGUUGGGCGACGUCAGCAACGAAACAACAUGCAGCGUGUUGCUUCUGGAGACGGAGCACUUGCAGGUAAUGCGCAACGUGCACACCGGCGCUGUGACCAUCACCGUAAAUGACACAACAGCUGUUGCGUCUGGCUCACAGCAAGAGGGUGUCGUCCAAUCCCUGCUGAUUGAUCCGCGGCAGUCUGGCCGUGUGCUGCUAGGUAAAGAUCGCAUUCUGACGGGCUUCCCAUACUACCUGCCGUCCCUCUUGCUCACGCACGACGGUUCGGAGAUGACUGUGCACAUGUACAACGGCACAGCAGUGGCGAGCGGCACGACAACACCGCAGCCGCUGCUGGUUCAGGUUCGCGUCACAGACGGAGCUGAUUCCAGAACGCACGUGCAAGUUGGAAGCAAUAUCAUCACCGCUGCCUCCAUCAGCGGGGAAACGAGGAGUGCGUGCCUCGCGUCUGUGUCUGAGACACCGAGCAACGUCCUUGCAGCCGCGUCAGCAUCAACCUGCAACGUUCAACCCAACGACAACGGCACAGUUGUGGAUCCUCCGACAGCGACUGAUGAUGGGCUGUGCGAUCUCGCAAAGACACUGUGCGCCGACCUCAACGAUGAGCAGCCAACGGCUCAGUACGAGCAGUGCCGCUCCGUGGAGCCCACCAAAACCUCAGCGGCAAUUGCCCGCCAGGAAGCGUGCCACUUGCUCGGCAUGUACGAGCGCGCGUGCGCCACGCGUACCGGUGGGCUGCUUGAGAUUGACUCCGUUCGGGAUGUGUGCGGCAUCUGCUACGGUGAUGGCACAUCAUGUGCGCAGACUAGCGAACAGUGCAGCCUCUCUGGCGUGAAUUCUGUGGUGACGCUCGACGAUGCUGCACUGGGUACCGUGCCAACUGAGUGUGAGGUGCUGCUGCUUGCAGACAAAGUUGAUGCGCAAAGCCUGUUGGUGACGCUUUCACGCCAGACGACUGACACGUUUGCAGUCGGCGUUUCUCGCCACAAUAGCUGGCAGCUAACCAUCGCCAGCAGCGGAUCGCUUCAGGUGCAGCACAGUGGCGAUGCGGGUACAGUGGCAUAUGAUGCGGGUGCUGGUGUAUCUUUGCUCUUCCCCUCGGACGACACGCGUGUCUCGCAGCUGUCCAGCAGCGCAACUGUCACCGUCGCCAUCCCGGCAUACGGCAUUGCCAUCACGGUGUCGCCCGUCUCAGUCAAGCUGGCCAUUCAGGCAGACCGGGUUCCCGCAAUGUUUGGCUGGUGCACGUCAUUCUCUCGCGUUCCAAACGGUGUAGCAAGCGUUAUAAAUGACGCGAAAACACUGGCCAUAUCUGCAGAAACAGCCAUGUUUGCACCAAAGGUGUGCGUCCCGCCACCCAAGGACACUACCACUGCUGCAAGCGGGCCGUGUGCAGAUGCAAGCGGAGACGUCCAGGCACAAGCAACGGAGUACUGUAACGUGCUUGCCCGUGCCAACAGCGAACUAUCGCCCUGCUUCUCCGUCCACGACCCAUCUGCAUACCUCGAGGCGUGCUUGGCCUCGUACUGUUCUGCUUCCACCCAGAAACUUGCGAUGCAAGGCAGUUGCACCGCCAUCUCUGACUACCAGCGCACGUGCAAGCGGUCGCUUGUCGUCAUUGAGGAUGUCGUUGACAUCUGCGGUGUCUGUUUCGGAAACGGCUCGGCAUGCGCAGAUGAGUGGACCAAAUGCACGCUGCGUGGAGCAUCUGCCGUACGUCCCUUUGAGACGAACAGCACGUUUACAUUUGCGGGCACGUCGGCGUACACGGUUUUGGAGGAUUGUCGAUUGUCUUCCCUCUCUGUUACGCUCGAGCGCUGCUCGUACACGCAAAGCGGGACUUCUGUCGUGGUUGAGCUUGACCGGCCACAAAACGCCACCACAGAGGUCAUUCGCUUGCUUCCCAGCGUUGUGCACGUGACUGCAGAGCAAGACGGUAUGCGCUCUGACUUCACCCUGGCGACGCUCUUGGGUAUCCGCCGCAGAAAGUUUUGGCCCGUGUUUGGUGCUGGCGGCAUCUUACUCAACGGCGUCAGGCAGAGGGCGCGCACACGCGUCUCCACCGGCGACGAGCUGCAGUUUGUCUUUGGUCUGGCCACGGUUGAUGGCGGGUACGUGUUUGAGUUCCCCUUCACGACAAACAGCGGCACCGUGCUUGAGACAGCGGCCGCGGGUUUGACUGUGCGUACGCCUCAGCUUGUGCUUGCGUUUGACGGCGAGGACGUCGUCACCACGCAGGUGCGGAAGCGGUUGCUGGCACGUGGCUGCGGGCUCUGCAUGGGCGCAGCGCACUUGAGUGACAGCGUGGCUGCCGCGUGGGCGUUUGGUAUCCAGUGGGCCAAACCAGAACAGUGUGGCACUGGUGCCAACGGUACCGUUGUUGUUGAUCCAAACACCCCACCCCGCAACCCUUGCGAGCAAUCUGAAGAGCUUCUGCAAGUGGCACAGGACUACUGCCACGUGCUGCGCGAUACCGCUGGCCCGUACGCAACAUGUCUUGCCGCUGGCGUCGGCAGAACCAGCAGGCUGUUUGAGCAAUGCGUGUACGACUUUUGCAUCACCCUUGCAGCUGAGGCGGAGUCUGCCACGGACACCACGAGCAUUUCAACCGACACGUCCGCCAUAAUCGAUCUCAGCUUAACCUUGUUGAUUGGAACACCGGCUGCCAAGGCCGCAUGCACAGACAUUGUUGCGCUGGAGGACCUGUGCAUUGAGUCUGGCUUCACUGCCAUCGAGACGGUGCUGGAUGAGUGCGGCGUGUGCUUCGGUGACGGCUCCACAUGCGCCUCCUCCAACCUCCAGUGCGCCGUGCUCGGCUCCCACGUGGCCACCGUCUCCAACGACCUGCAGACGUUCCACGGCCAGUGCUCGUACGUGCUGGCCGAGGACUGCGCCCACGGCUCGUUUGCCAUCCACGGCUACAAGCCCGAGGGCUCGGACGCGUUUACGCGCCUGCUUGUGCGCAUUGGCGAGCAGGCGCUGGAGCUGGACGGCCCGCGCGUGUUCCUCGACGGCAUUGAGGUCACCGAGGUGCCGAGCGUGCUGGAUGGCGGCAUUGUCGUGCGCAGCGACGGCUUCGACCUCAUUGUCACCGCCCAGCGCGAGGGCUUGGUUGUUUCGUGGAACCCGUUCUCGGGCCAGACCGCCAUCAGCGCGCACGUGCGUCUCUCCAGCGUCCUGUGCGGCCUGUGCAACACCGCCCUGGACGACGUCAGCACGUACGGCAGCAACGUGCCCGGGUGCGCCGUCAACGGUACGUGUACCUUCGAGCAGGCCGGCCUUACCUGGCACUCGCCCGAGACCGACGCGCUCUUCCUUGGCCCUUCCGGCGCCAUGUGCUCGCCGCGUGUGUUGGAGCGCGACAGUCCCUGUCUCAACAACGCCACGCUACAGGCGCUGGCCGAGGACUACUGCGCCGCACUUGCCAGCGACGUCGGCCCGUAUGCUGCCUGCCACGCCUGGGCCAGCCCGUCCGCGUACGUUGAUGCGUGCAUCAGCGACUACUGCACCGGCGGCGCCGAGAAGGCGUGCGGCGUGUACGCUGCCUACGAGGAUCGCUGCCUCAAGAGCAGCCCAGACCCCGUGGAGGCAAGCAGCGUCAUUGACCGCUGUGGCUUGUGCUUUGGCAACGGCGAGUCGUGCCUGGAGACGUACAGCGUGUCCACCGUGUUUGGUGACCCCCACUACGUGACCCUGGACAAAACCGUGUUUAGCUUCUCCGGCACGUGUGACUACGUGUUUGCCAAGGACUGCCUGUACAACGAGUUUGAGAUCCACGUGCGCAACCGCAACGUGACCAACGCCGGCAUUUCCACUUUUGGCGUUGGCAUCACGUCACACGGAUCACCGGUCGUGGAGCUGCAGUUCACUGGUGAUGUGCUUGUGGACGGCCAGCUGCAGACCAAGCUUCCGCUGCUGCUCAGGGGCGGCACCACCGUGUCCCGCACCCUGCAGGGCACCCUGGUUGUGACCAUGGGCAACGGUGUUGAGAUUGAGUACACUGAGGACGCUAUCCUCUCCGUGUGGGUCCCGGACCGCUUCUCCGACCGCGUCUGUGGUCUUGUCGGCAAGUACGACAACGUCACCUCCAACGACCUCGUCACCAGCGCCGGUGUGCUCACCACAAACGCGUACAAGUUUGGGCUGAGCUGGGCCGUGGUCAACGUCACGUCCGCGCCGUCGACGCUGUUUGCUUCGAGGGAGGGCGUGUGCUACCAUGAGCCCGUGCCGCCAACGCCCGUUGACCCAUGCGCUGACGCAGAUGCGCAGGUCAUCGAGGAAGGCCGCCGCCGCUGCACCAUCAUUGUGGACACAGACGGCCCAUUUGCUUCCUGCCACCGAGUGCUCAGCCCUGAGCCGUUUUAUGAGGCAUGUCUUGCUGACAUGUGCUACCCACUGCACGCCACGUCGGCGAUUCGCCAGUACGACAUGCUCUGCAAAGACCGCGGGUGGGCGCCGCAGCCGCCCAUCAUUGACCGCUGCGGGGUUGCGUUUGGCGAUGGCUCCUCCUGCGCGCAAGAACUCGCAACCUGCUCUGCAUUUGGCGGCGUUCACUUCACCACAUUCGAUUUGAGUGCGUACGACUUCGCGGGAACGUGCUCGUACGUUCUAGCAAAGGAUUGCGAGGAAAGCUCAUUUGAGGUGCAAAUCAUUCCACACCCGACUGCCGGAACCUUUGCCGUUGGCGUGCGCACGCUGGGUCAGCAUCACAUCGAGGUCCACAGCGGCACACUGAUGGUCAACGGGAGAGUGACUAGUACCGCACUCCUGCCCAUGCUGCUUGCUAGGGACAGCACACAAAUCUCGCACGAGCUUGACGGAACCCUGAGCAUUGAGCUUCACAGUGGCAUUGAGAUUCGCAUCUCCAACGCGCUCUCCAGGAUCACAGUCUCUGCCACAAGCUCAUUCAAGGGCCGCAUGUGCGGCCUAUGCGGCGAUUUUACUGGCUCUGCGAUCGACGACUUCAAGACGGCGGAUGGAUAUGUAUACACUAGUAUCAACACGGCAAGAACGUACGUGUUUGCCAACAGCUGGCAGGUUCCUGAAGGCACCGCGCUCAUUGAUUCUCAUAACAGCGAAUGCAUUGGCCCCGUACAGCCUCCACCAAACCCGUGCAACCUCGAUUCGUCUGCCUUGACAGAAGCAAAGCGCCUGUGUGUCCUCAGCCCAGGCGCAGUCGCUGAUUCGGCCACAUGCUCUGACUCACUCGUCUCAUCUCUGUACGACGCCUGCUUGCGUGACGCGUGCCAAGCCCUCACGUCCGGCCGCGCGUAUUCACAGUGCGAGGGCGCAGCGUCAUUCUUGGAGUACUGUGACGCAAACAACGAGUAUGUGCGUUUCCUGGCAUGGGACCGCUGUGGCGUGUGUGGCGGCGACGGCACUUCGUGCGCAGAGCAGUUCCCGACUUGCACCGUGCUCUCCAGCGGGCAAGUCCUGUCCGUGCCAGGCGCGAUUGUGAAACCGCUUGCCGAAUGUGACUUUGUGCUGGCUAAGGACCCACAUGGCGUCUUUGAGGUGCACGCCCGGUUUGUGUGUGUGCCGCUUCACGGCACAGGGCUCGGCGCUACCUCCAACAUCCACGUUGCGGUGUCGCCGCUCUUCAACAACGCAACCGGCGGCCUGUGCGCCCUGUACAACGGCAUCGCUGCAGACGACAGCGCCACCGUCGACUACGACCGCGUGUCGCGCGCGUCCUCGCUGCUGUGGUACGACGCGCCCAACACGUGGGAGACGUACAACAAGCGCCCGGACGGCUACCAGCCCUCGGACGAGUGCCAGUCUGCGGAGCUUGAGGCGCAGGCAGUGACGGUGUGUGCCGCUGCCGGCGACAUGGCGCAGGAGUGCAUCAAGGACGUGUGUGCCACGGGUGACCUGGACGCGGCGUGGCUCAUGAUUGAGGCGUGGAGGUCGCGCCAGGAGGCCGAGGACCGCCUGCGCGACCGCACAGACGGCAACGGCACAACAACCACGACCACGACGACCGCUGCGCCCUACACCACCACGUUGCCGUUGGAGCCCGAGCCACCGGUGAUCGAUCCUCGCCCGCCCGUGCAGCCGCCAGUCGACUCCUCACGUGGCGGCCUGUGCACAAGCGCGGGCGACCCGCACUUCACCACCUUCGAUGGCGCGCGCUUCGACUUCUACGGCGUGGGCGAGUUCUACCUGCUGCGCUCGCCGCUGGUGGAGGUGCAGGUGCGGCACGAGCCGCUCGGCAGCGCUUCGGGCAACACGGCCUUUGAGGCGCUGUUCCGCGAGUCUGGCCUGCGCGUGGGCAUGUACCCGAGCACGGGCCGCCUCAUCGUGCGCACGUACAACAGCCUCGCUGCGGAGCUGAGCAGCAGCAACCCCACCUUCCAGGCCUCGCUGGACGGCGUGAACGUGCGCUGCGAGUACAGCCGCUCGUGCACGCUCUACUCCGAGGCACUGGGCUUUGAGCUCACGGCACAGGGCUCGCGCUACCUCAACAUCCACGUUGCGGUGUCGCCGCUCUUCAACAACGCAACCGGCGGCCUGUGCGCCCUGUACAACGGCAUCGCUGCAGACGACAGCGCCACCGUCGACUACGACCGCGUGUCGCGCGCGUCCUCGCUGCUGUGGUACGACGCGCCCAACACGUGGGAGACGUACAACAAGCGCCCGGACGGCUACCAGCCCUCGGACGAGUGCCAGUCUGCGGAGCUUGAGGCGCAGGCAGUGACGGUGUGUGCCGCUGCCGGCGACAUGGCGCAGGAGUGCAUCAAGGACGUGUGUGCCACGGGUGACCUGGACGCGGCGUGGCUCAUGAUUGAGGCGUGGAGGUCGCGCCAGGAGGCCGAGGACCGCCUGCGCGACCGCACAGACGGCAACGGCACAACAACCACGACUGCAACUCCCUUUAUCGACUCUUCUGUUUCACCACCUCCUGCUCCACAUCAGUGCUAUGCACUUGCUGACCGUCUUGGUGAUUUUUCUUUUUGUCACGAACACGUUGAUCCUCGACCGUAUGUUGUUGCAUGUGAAGAGGCACUUGUUGUUGUUGACACCGAAGUGAGCUCCACGCUUACCUUUGUGUCUGGUUCUACAUCAACAGUUGCAACACCCAUACCGCCUUCAACAUGUGAGGUUGUGCAGGCUUACCGUGACCAGUGUGUGCGGAGCGGUGUGACGUCCAUCCCGGCCAUCGUCGAUGAGUGUGGGGUGUGCUUUGGUGACGGCAGCACGUGCUCGGGCUCUUUUAUGACGUGCUUCAUGCGCGACGUUGGCCUUGUUCGCACGUUCUCUGGCUACGAAAAUGCGUUUUCCGGCAUCUGCGACUACGUGGUUGCCAAGGACUGUUCGGCCAUGUCUGAGUUUGAGGUGCAAGCGCGCAAGACGGCGUGUGGCCUGAGCUCGUGCAACUCGGUCGUCGCGGUGCGCUUCGGCUUCAACCUCGUCGUGGAGAUUGCGGGCUCCUUUGUCACCAUCAACGGCCAGGAGACCUCCGCGCUGCCACUCACCACCGUGGAGGGUGUCGUUGUGCAGAAGGGCGCUGGUGUUUUCACUGUGCGCCUGCCCAACAGCGUCACAGUCACGUGGGCACCAGCGUCUGGCCAGCUUCAGGUGCGUGCGCCAGCUGUCACCUUUGCCAACCGCGUGUGUGGCCUGUGUGGACAGCCGCUGAGCGCCGACGCCACAAACAACGACGAUCCCGCGAGUGGCCUGAUCACGUCCAAUGGCGUUGUGGCCGCCAGCCUGUGGCAGCACGCCAAGAGCUGGCUCGUGGACACGGAGGCUGCGAGCCUGUUUGUCGACCCAGACCCGUUCUGCACCAUUGAUGACGUUCCCCCGGCCGAUCCAUGCUCCUUCAACGCCACCCUCGCCGACUGGGCCGACCGCGUGUGCUCCAAGACGUUGCGUGGUCGCGAGUAUUCCGCGUGCCAUGCAGUCGUCGACGUUGCGCC
Messenger RNA from Salpingoeca rosetta, 25694 nucleotides. Its product is annotated as tenascin C. Lineage: Eukaryota; Choanoflagellata; Craspedida; Salpingoecidae. The transcript is spliced from 7 exons. Gene Ontology annotation, biological process: cell communication. Gene Ontology annotation, cellular component: membrane. The record is from RefSeq and is a predicted model, not a curated record. The annotation marks the transcript as partial.